AUGGCGAUCUUCCUCCUGGUUGCUCUCUCCGCCACCCACUUGGCGUUCUCCCUCCGCCCCGGCGGCGGCCUCGGCGUGUGCCGCGCCAGCGGCUACCUCCCCGGCCGGUCCGGCAACUGCGAAAAGAGCAACGACCCGGACUGCUGCGAGGACGGCAAGAAGUACCCGCAGUACCGGUGCUCGCCGCCGGUGACGGCGAGCAACAAGGCCGUGCUGACGCUCAACAGCUUCGAGAAAGGCAAGGACGGCGGCGGCCCGUCGGAGUGCGACAACGCGUACCACAGCGACGAGGAGAAGGUGGUGGCGCUCUCCACGGGGUGGUUCAGCAACAUGGCGCGCUGCGGGCACCGCAUCAAGAUCUCCGCCAACGGAAACUCCGUGUACGCCAAGGUGGUGGACGAGUGCGACUCCGUCCACGGCUGCGACGACGAGCACAACUUCGAGCCGCCCUGCGACAACAACAUCGUCGACGCCUCGCCGGCGGUCUGGGACGCCCUGGGGCUCGACCAGAGCCUCGGCAUGGUGGACAUCACAUGGUCUGAGGAGAUUCGUAUCGCAAUCCUCAAACAAGAGAUGCGCGCGACUGGCACGAGCCACAAGUGCAUCGUCGUGUCCCUCGCCUUCCCCUGCCGCGCGCGCCUAUUUAAACGGCCCGAGGCUCGCACACCUCAAGCACUACCCACGGCAAGCCACCAAGUCCUACAGCGGGAGCUCAACACUUGGGCAGCAAUGGCGAGGUCGUUGUCGUCCAAGCUUGCGUUCCUGGCCGUGCUCGUCCUGCUGCUGCAGGCAUCGUCGCUCGCCGUGGCCCGGCGCCACCACCAUGACGAGCCUGACCCGUGCCGCGACGGCGCCCCGGGCCUGCUGGGCCACAAGGACCACCGCUGCUCGUCCCCGGCGGUGUCGCCGCACGGCGGCACGCGCGCGGUGAUGACGGUGAACGGGUUCGAGAAGGGCCAGGACGGCGGGGACCCGUCGGAGUGCGACGGCAGGUACCACGACAACAGCGAGAUGAUCGCGGCGCUGUCGACUAGGUGGUACGCCGGCGGGCGGCGGUGCCACAAGGCGAUCCGCAUCACGAACGCGCACAACGGGCGCACCGUUGUGGCACGGGUCGUCGACGAGUGCGACUCCCGGCACGGCUGCAAGGACAACAUCGUCGACACGUCCAAGGCCGUCUGGGAGGCGCUGGGGCUCGACACCAAGAUCGGCGAGGUCCCCGUCACCUGGUCCGAUGCCUGA
Setaria italica (foxtail millet) is the source of this 1242-nucleotide messenger RNA. RefSeq lists its product as uncharacterized. The transcript is spliced from 2 exons. Lineage: Eukaryota; Viridiplantae; Streptophyta; Magnoliopsida; Poales; Poaceae. The record is from RefSeq and is a predicted model, not a curated record. Bases 1 to 1242 code for a protein of 413 amino acids.